UAGUGGAAAUAUUUGCUCACCUGUAGCGCAAGCUACAACACAAACCACUGGACAAUGAGUUGGAACAAUGGCGCGAUGAUGUGCGACGUGAUGCCUACAAUCAGCGAAGAUGGUGUUGACAAUGCCCCUACCACCGACGGCCCCGCGCAUGACGCCAAUAUAGAACAACUUAUGGUCAACAUGCUCGAAGAUCGUGAUAAGUUACAAGAACAGGUGGAGCAUUACAAACAUCAAAUGGAGGAUAACAAUCGAAGAGUUCGUGAUUUGGAAAAGGAAAAAGAGAGCCUCCGAAGGCAAUUCGAAAUGCACACGCAGAACUUGCCUAAUGUAGGUCCUUGGCUAUUCAUUUUUGGGUGCCUCGCGUUGAAGGCCUUGCUUAUCAAUAAUGAAAAGAGGCGAGCGCGAAGGUUGGCAUAG
Messenger RNA from Haemonchus placei, 417 nucleotides. Lineage: Eukaryota; Metazoa; Nematoda; Chromadorea; Rhabditida; Trichostrongylidae. The record is from the annotation of a GenBank genome assembly.